Molecule: messenger RNA, 2765 nt
Organism: Bufo gargarizans (Asiatic toad)
Lineage: Eukaryota; Metazoa; Chordata; Amphibia; Anura; Bufonidae
Product: protocadherin-20-like
Exons: 2
Coding region: 136-2760 (874 amino acids)
Biological process (GO): homophilic cell-cell adhesion
Cellular component (GO): plasma membrane
Molecular function (GO): calcium ion binding
Source: RefSeq, a predicted model, not a curated record
GGGGGGGCCGGAUCGGGCCCCACCCAAGAGUGCACAGAGCUGCAGGAAAGUUUAACGUGUAGAACAACUUCAGAAGAGCAGUUGACCUGGACUCAUUACCCGUCCUGUGCACCACAUCUGUUUGUCCGUGACACCAUGCGCUAUAUACAGAAAUAUUUUCUUCUUCUUACAAAUAUUCUUCAAGUUCUGAACUUUCCUGGAGCUACCACAGAAAUCAUAUUCCACAUCCAGGAGGAACAAGAAGAAGAUACUUUGAUUGGAAAUUUAAACAGUGGUCUCUUGUCACCUACACCCCUGCAGUACAAGCUUUUAACCCAUACAAACUAUUUCCAUCUCGAUGCCCAAAGUGGGAAUUUAUAUACGACAGCAAAUAAGCUUGACAGAGAGUCGUUGUGCCCAUUAGAUACCAUGGACCAAUGUACAAUGAUGCUGGAUGUCUUCAUUUUAUCUCAAGAACAUUCAGAAUUUACCAAAGUAAAACUUUUUAUCCUGGAUAUUAAUGACAACCCACCUUAUUUUACAGAGCCGACCUACAUUAUCUCCAUUCCAGAAGACACAGCCAUUGGAACCAGAUUUGUCAUUGACCACUUGGCCAAGGAUGUGGAUAUAGAGUACAAUGCAGAGCUGUCCUACCAACUCAUCUGUCCAGAAAACAUCUUCACUCUAGAUCAACAUGUGGAUUUCUUAUCAUUAGUGGUUCUCAGACCUCUGGAUCGUGAAUUACAGAGUGAACAUAGGAUGAGUUUAAUUGCCUAUGAUAAUGGAUUUCCACGAUUGUCUGGCAGUACAACACUCGUUGUACAAAUUGUGGACAUAAAUGAUAAUUGCCCUAUCUUCCUUGAAAACAAUGUCUCUGUUAAUCUUCCCAGGAAUGUGUCUGUGGGUGACAAAGUGGUACAACUUCAAGCGGUAGAUGCAGAUGAUAGUGAGAAUAGUGUGAUUGAGUACUUUUACAGCACUCGAGUUCCAGAAUCAAUCAAAAAUGUUUUUAAUCUAGACAGUUCAUCUGGUUUAAUGACCCUAUCAUUGCCUUUACAAGAAGAGAUAACCCAAUAUAAGUUGUCAGUGCUAGCCAUUGGACAUGGCUGCUUUCCAGCAGUGGCUUCAGUCACUAUAAAUCUAGAAAAAAUUAGAAAGAAGCCAAAGAUAGAACUUCGUUUCAUAGCAUCCCAAAACGAAGGGGGCAUCUCCAUCCGUGAAGAUGUCCCGCCAGGAACAAUCAUUGCCAUCUUGGACGUUGCAGAUCCAGAUGCUAUUAUCAGUCAUCCUCUUUUCAUAAAUGGGUCCUCUCCUUUCCUCUUAAGGCCUUCAGAUUCUGGGACAUUCCUGCUAUUAACGUCCAGUCUGUUGGACUUUGAGUCAAAACAGCAAUAUGACAUUACAAUAAUUGGAAAUUCCACCAUUGAUGAAUCAUUUGCUUGUACAGAAGCUCUUAAGAUACAGAUUGAAGAUGUAAAUGAUAAUAACCCUAAAUUCUCAAACUCCCUUGAAGAAAUUUUCAUUGAAGAAAACAAUGUUCCCGGUGAUAAGUUACUAACGCUUUCUGCUUCUGAUGAAGAUAGCGGAUCCAAUGGAGAAAUAAGUUACUACCUGCUCGAUGGGGAUCCUAAUGUGUUUUCCAUUGACAGUUUGAGUGGGGAUCUCAAAGUAUCCAUAUCUUUGGACAGAGAAAAGAAAUCUUCCUAUACCAUAAAAGUUUUAGCAAUGGACCAUGGUUCACCAUCGAAGAACGAUUCAUGUGUAAUCAUUAUCAAGAUCCUCGAUCAAAAUGACAACCCACCAACUUUUGCUUCAAGUGAGUUUACGUUCUUUGUCCCUGAAGAUCUUCCUCAUCAAGGAGAGGUUGGCUAUAUAAAUGUAACAGAUAUAGAUACUGGGUUGAAUGGCGAUUUUUCUGUGCACCUUAUAAACACCACUUUAUUGUUUUCCAUUGGUCAAGAUAAAAUACUAAGGUCUGAGGGUUCCUUUGACUAUGAAAAAGAAUUAAUGUAUGAACUUUGGGUGGAAGCAACAGAUGAAGGAAGCCCAUCAUUGACCUCAAGAGCCAAAGUUCUCAUCUUUAUACUAGAUGUGAAUGACAAUGCUCCUUUGAUAGUGCUUCCAGAGUCAAACUUUUCAUAUGUUUUGGUUCCACCUGAUACUUCAGAGGGUUCUUCUGUGACCAAAGUCCACGCAGUUGAUUAUGAUGCAGGCUUGAAUGCAGUUAUAACGUAUUCUGAGUAUGGAGAGAUUGGUCCUACUGCCAAUCUCUUUAAGGUUGAUACCAACACGGGUAACAUCAUAUUAAAAGAAAGUACUAGUAGUCAUCAUUGUGGAUUAUAUCAACUCUUAGUAAAAGCCAGUGACCAAGGCUAUCCAGAAGCUCUUUCAACUAUUGUAUGGGUCAACAUUCUUCUUAAUCAAAGCAUAAGCAACAGGAGCUAUGUGGAGUCCUUAAUAAUGACGAGCAAGACGAGUAUGACUCAGGAAAACCAGGUGAUUACUCUGGGACCGUGCCCAAAAUACCAAUCGACCACGGCUCCUUUCACCUGGUCAUUGACGGCACCAGUUGCCCUUGCCGUAGUGUCAGUCUCCGUCAUAUGCUGCAUGGCUGGCACCUUUUUAUUUCUAUGUUCCAGAAGAAGAAACUCAAAAAAGAAGAAAGAAAAAAAGAAAAAUGCAGAAGUACAAAUUCCUCUGCAGUUAAAUGUUGAUUAUUGCGCAAAAGACUGGGAUGAAGUGAAAUACUGUGAACCUCCAGAAAGUCCCUCACCCCAUUAACGCCC